AUGACAAGGAACCACAACAACAACUCCUUGAACAACUUGAACGCAUCUGGAAAUGGUGCAUGGUACCGGACGCGAAGCCCAGGUGCUGUUCUGCCUCUCUCCGCUUCAUUUGGGAGAAUGACUACUCUAGUCCCGUUCCCAGACCUUAAUCUCAUGCCGGAUUCCCCACCCCCCGAAACCGCCUCCCACACAGGAAUCACCGCCGUACGGUCAUUGGCUCCGACCCUAGAUGUUGAGAGAAACUCCCUCGCGAUCUUCCCCGUACCGGGUCACGAAAACCACCAUGCUCCGGUGGUUCAAACACUCCACCAAGACAACCAGGAACUUGACCGGUAUGUCUUCAAACGGACUCGAAUGAUCUACGACUCUCUCCUGCUUCAGCUCACUGUGGAGUACGGACCUAAUCCCAAGCCAGCCGUCAAUGUCAGGGCUUCGAAACUGAUGGAAGAACGUGGGUUGUGGCUGAACAAGGGCCAACACUUGGUAGGUCCAGUCCCCGGGGUUGAGAUCGGGGACAUAUUCUUUUACCGCAAGGAGCUUUGCAUGUACGGCUUACACCGCCAUUCACAAGCCGGGAUUGAAUACACAAAGGCUAGGCUAAGCUCCUUUGGCGUGCCUAUAGCAACCAGCAUCAUCGCAUCGGGUGGCUACGAGGACAAUGAGGACAGAGGAGAUGUACUGGUUUAUUCGGGCCAGGGUGGUCGGGACAAAUCCGGGCAGCAACGUCAGCACCAGAAGCUAGUACGUGGGAAUCUUGCUAUGGUACAAAGCAUGCAACUCGGUGUCCCGGUACGCGUCAUUCGCGGGUUUCACUACAAAAACGAAGUCAGCUCGAAUGUGUUCAUCUACGACGGCCUGUACAGGAUCGUAAAGUCCAGCCGUGUUAGAAAGUCAGGGUUUGAUAUCUUCAAGUUUACACUUGUUAGAAUCCAAGGACAGCCCGAGAUGGGCAGUGCAAGACUGAUGCGUGCGCUAACACUUAGAAACACGCCAUUGGCUUGGAUGCCUGCUGGGUAUAUAAGCUUUAACCUUUAUGGUAAAAACGAGGGUGUCCCGGUGUAUCUGUAUAACGACAUUGACUAUGACCGCUCACCGCUGAACUAUGGCUACAUCUCGCAAUCUGACAUUAGUAGUGUGAUUGCUGCUCAAGGAGGGAACAACGGUGGAUGCGAUUGUAACCUCUCAUGCACUGAUGAUUGUAUAUGCGUGAGGAAGAAUGGUGGUGAGCUUCCUUACAGCCCUUAUGGAUCUUUGUUGAGAGGGAAACACGUUAUUUUCGAAUGCGGGGUUACUUGCAAGUGCACUUCUGGUUGCACGAACCGUGUCGCGCAAAGGGGGUUGAUGAAGAAGAUGGAAGUUUUCCGAACCAGGGAAGCUGGUUGGGGUGUUAGGUCGCUGGAUUUGAUUCACGCGGGCGAGUUUAUCUGUGAGUAUGCUGGUACUGUGGUCACAAAAGAGCUAGGGGAGAUUAUGUCGAUGAACGGGGAUGGUCUGGUCUAUCCGGGACGGUUUGCUGCAAACUGGAAGUUGUGGGGUGAUUUAUCUGAUGUUUACCCGGGUAAUGUCCCGCCGAGUUAUCCUACUAUUCCGCCAGUUGAUUAUGCAAUUGACGUGUCGAGGGUGAGAAGCGUGGCUGCUUUCAUUCGUCACAGCAGAGAACCAAAUGUGAUGGCUCAGUUUGUGUUCCAUGACCAUAACAACUUGAAGUUUCCUCGCGUCAUGCUUUUUGCACUGGAGAACAUCUCACCGUUAACCGAGCUAAGCCUGGACUAUGUGGUGGUCGAUGAAGUGGACGAGAGACUCGCCAUCCGUGGCUGAGUAGUUUCCAAAGCUUGUUUCUGUAUUUUUCUUUUCUUUUUUUUUUUUGUUGUGUCUUACAAACUAAAGCUUUUGAAUUCGUUUCUCCAGAUUUUCCUUUAUCUUUCUGCAAGUUAAUGUGUCAUAUUAUUUUUUGUAUUAUCUCAUCUGAUCUGAUAUUUUUGAGAGUAUUAUUAUUUUCUGAGGCGUAUGAAAAAGUCAUAAGAGUAUGAUUUCACUUUCAUGACCAAGACAUUAAGUAGACAUACU
This is a messenger RNA of Brassica napus (rape), 2067 nucleotides long. RefSeq names its product histone-lysine N-methyltransferase family member SUVH2-like. NCBI's taxonomy places the organism in Eukaryota, Viridiplantae, Streptophyta, Magnoliopsida, Brassicales, Brassicaceae. The transcript is spliced from 2 exons. Gene Ontology annotation, molecular function: histone methyltransferase activity; zinc ion binding; protein binding. Gene Ontology annotation, cellular component: nucleus. The record is from RefSeq and is a predicted model, not a curated record. The coding region runs from base 1 to 1818 and encodes 605 amino acids.